CUCGUCAGUUGUCGCGUUUUACACAAGGUAGCAUAUCAAGAUUCUCCAUGAUAUAGAUAAGUCUGAUCGUCAUAAGAACCUCACCAAUAAAGUGCAUCGGAUAUCUUAUCUAUCAUCACGCAGCUCAUGCAUAUAGCACGUCAUGAGGGGUGCAUUGAACUUUUACCCGUAAUUGCGAGAUUUACAUUUACAGAAAGAGUUUUGGACAAAUACUUGGCAAUAUGCAUGUUGAAAAUACCAGCCAGCGUGCGAACAAUCGAUGGUGUCAAAGGCAAGGAUCAUAUCGAAACAUUGGCAGCUCGAACUGUCGAGUUUUUUUUCCGAACAUCUUCACCAAGAUAAAUCAUUUAAAUUAACCAAAUUUUCAUAUAGAAGAAAUACUUAUUGGUACUCAAAUCUAUUCUUUUCCAGAUUGAAGAUGAGUUCCAAGAAUAGCUUGGUUGUACACAACCACGUGAUCGAUAAUACCAUCUCGGAAGAAGUCUCGAACUCCGUCAUCCAAAAGAAUACCCAAAAGAAAUGGACUAGUUAUAUAUGGGAUACCUUGGAUAAAUCACCUCAAGAAAGAGCAUUCUUAUUCAAGCUUGACUUGGCUGUUUUGACGUUUGCUUCCCUGGGUAAGUCUUUCAUUGUCAAUAUUUGAGGCACCCCGCACCCUCAUACGACUUCAAGUCUUCUAAACUUUAAUGAUUUAGGAUACUUCAUAAAGUACUUGGAUCAACAAAACAUCAACAAUGCAUUUGUCUCUGGGAUGAAAGAGGACCUAGGGUUGUACGGAAACCAACUCAAUUAUAUGGUGGCCACAUGGACAGCGGGAUAUGUAAUUGGUGGGAUUCCUAGCAACAUCAUACUCACUCGAGUACGACCUUCUAUAUGGAUCCCCACGAUUGAAGUAUGUGACAGACUUCCAAAAUCUAUUGUUUGAGGAUGGAGCUGAAAGUGGUACAGAUAGUCUGGACAGUCUUGACUAUGUGUAUGUCCCGCUGCAAUAAUGUGUCGCAGAUAUAUGCGUUGCGGUUCCUGAUUGGUUUGGCUGAAAGUGGUUUCUAUCCUGGAAUGCAAUAUAUCAUCGGAUCGUGGUACAGAAGAGAUGAGUUGGCGAAAAGAUCAUGCAUAUUUCAUGCUACAGGUGCUCUUGGAUCAAUGUUUUCCGGCUAUUUGAUGGCGUCUGUAUACCAUCUCGAUAACAAAGGCGGUCUGAAAGGUUGGCAAUGGUAUGAAGCUCGAGAUAAGUUAAUCAUAACAGUUAGAAUAGUGACUCACGGCUAAGUAGGCUUUUCAUAAUCGACGGCGUGAUUUCACUUCCCAUCGCCAUAGCGGGCUAUUUCGUGCUUCCAGAUGUUCCAGAAAUCGCGAAGGCGUGGUACUUUUCUGAAGAGGUUUGUGCUUAACCAGCUUGUUGUUUUCCUGCUAAUAAGAUAAUAGGAACUGGAGUACGGUAAGAAACGCAUGGAAUUAGAAGGUCGGGAGCAGAGAAAGCCAUAUACAAAAGCAAAGAUAACGAAGAUAUUUUCAUCAUGGCACAUAUAUGCUCUAACACUUUUAUAUGUGUAUGGCUUUUUGGUCCCAAACAACUUAGAUUCUGCUGACAAGCAUUCAGAGCUUUCAACAAUGGAGCGAGUGGGGCGGCGCCAAUUUUUGCCCAAUUUCUGAAAGAUUCAAAAAACCCUAAGUACACUGUGGGGCAAAUAAAUACAUAUCCGACGGGUACUUCGGCAGUACAAAUUGUAACAACGCUUGCCUAUGCCUGGACUUCAGACACUAUCUUGAAUGGUAUACGCUGGCCACCAAUUAUCUUUGGAGGUGCUGUGAACAUCACGUGUUAUGUUUCUCUCGCAAUAUGGGACAUACCAAUUGGAUGGAAAUGGGCCUGUUAUUAUAUCAUGGGCUCUGGGUAUGGCCUUUCCGGUAUUUGCAUGGCGUAAGUGUUCAUGGACCUCAUAGACAGUUUUAAAUACUGACAAUGUACCAACCAGAUGGGCCCAUGAGAUAUGCAAUCAAGAUAAUGAAGAAAGGGCGAUAGUGAUUGGAACGAUGAAUGAGAUGGCAUACGUUGUUCAAGCUUGGUUACCAUUAAUUGUUUGGCAACAAGUUGAUGCGCCAGAGUAUCGAAAGGGGUUCAUCACCAUCAGUGUACUUUCUUUCAUUCUCAUCCUGACGGCUUUUUUGAUCAGAUUUUUGUGGAACCGGGAGAAACUUCAGUGAGUGGAGAUUGAUAACUCUAAUGGUCAACCUUGUUGAUACUGAUGCGGAUUUAUUAGGGAGGCCGAGCGAAAACGUGAAUCGGAACAAUGAGAGUUUGUUAUGCAUAUUGAACUAGAAUAUUAACAACUUGUAGUUCUUUUCGAGUUAGAUAUCGGCGGCUAGUUGUUGAUUUGAGUUGGGACAAUACUAUUGUUUCUCCAUCGAACAGAACAUUGAAUGCUUAUGCUCAUUCUGAAUGGGGGGAAAAGGCGUGUUG
Messenger RNA from Sclerotinia trifoliorum, 2461 nucleotides. NCBI's taxonomy places the organism in Eukaryota, Fungi, Ascomycota, Leotiomycetes, Helotiales, Sclerotiniaceae. The record is from the annotation of a GenBank genome assembly.